GGCCUGGGUUAGAACGACGCACGCACAGCCGGUGCAGUAGAGUCGAGCGUCUCGUAGCGUGUGUACUUGUUACUCGACGAUCACGCGACUGCAUCCGUGGAAUUCGAUUUGUAAUAUAUCGAGAGCGAGAGAAACAACCAAAAAGAAAAAAAAGAGAGAGAAAUAAACGCGUAUCGCGAGUUUUCUCCGUCUAUUUGAGAUUCUUUCGUAGAGGACAACCAACCAACAACCCCCGGUCCUUCCUCUCGCACUCUCCUUCUUAACACACACGCACGCACGCUUUCUCUCUUUCUUACUUUCUUCCUCCUCUCUCUUCUCUAUCUUUCCUCCUUCUCCUUCGCUCUCUCUCUCCAAUUGCCUCGCCCUCUCCCUUUUCCCCUUCGCCGUAUCUCUAUCUAUUCCUUUCUCUCCCUCUUUUUCACUCUCCGUCCAUCACCCGCACGCGCACGAUGUACGCACUACUGCCGCCGUUGCUGUUGGUUGAUCGUUUCUAAAAACGUAACAGCACCGUGGCGACUCGCGGGCAAAGAAAUUCUAAUAAUAAGAAGAAGAAAGAGUUGGAUUGAAGAUAAACGAAGCGAACGAGAAACGGGAUCUUCUCCCUGAGAGAAGAAAGAAGAAGAAGAAGAAGAAGAAGAAUACGUAGGCACACGGUGACGCGACGACUACGACGGAGUGACGUGAAACGUGCGGAAUACGAAAGUAGAAGGAGAACGUGACCGAAGAAGAAGAAGAAGAAGCAGCAGCAGCAAAAGAAGAAAAAGUAGCAGUAUAGUUGUGGAAGAGGGAGUCGAAAGUAGUGUCGUGGAGGAGAGCAACGUUCUUUUUUCGAGUCGCGUUCGCCAUCGUUUUCUGUCUCUCUCUUUCGCGCGCGUUUCUCUCCGGCGUGAGCGCGCGCGCGCGCUCUCUUUUGCUCUCUUACUUAUUCUUUCUCUUGCUCUCUCUCCCUCUCUUGCUCAGACAAUAUACACACAUAUACGACUCACUCACUUACUCACUUACACACUUAGUCAGUCAGUCACUCGCUCAUUCUUCCGCCGUCGGUCUCUAUCGUUUUCUUCUGCUCUCGUGCGCCCGCCAUUGAAGUAAUCAAGUAACUGCGAUGUGUGAUAAUACUAACACGACGACGCAGAGUAUAGCGGACUACCUGUCACAAUUACUAAAGGACAGAAAGCAGCUAGCUGCUUUGCCCAAUGUCUUCAUACACCUAGAACGGCUUCUAGAUGAAGAGAUCGCAAAGGUGAGGGCGAGCCUUUUCCAAAUCAGCGGCGUUAAAAAAGAGCCGCUGGUUUUGCCAGAACCCGAAGGCGAGGUCACUACGCUUAUGGAGAAGGUUUAUGUGCCGGUCAAAGAACAUCCAGACUUCAAUUUCGUUGGAAGGAUUUUGGGUCCUCGCGGAAUGACAGCGAAACAACUGGAACAAGAAACAGGUUGCAAAAUAAUGGUGCGAGGAAAAGGUUCGAUGAGGGAUAAAAAGAAGGAGGAACAAAACCGAGGUAAACCUAAUUGGGAACACCUAACAGACGAAUUGCAUGUUCUACUGACUGUAGACGACACAGAAAAUCGUGCGACCUUGAAACUUGCUCGAGCCGUCGAAGAGGUCAAGAAGCUUCUCGUGCCCGUGCAGGCUGACGGUGAAGACGAGCUAAAAAAGAGGCAACUGAUGGAACUCGCAAUUAUAAAUGGUACCUAUCGAGAUUCCAACACAAAAGUUGCUGCAGCUGCAGCUUUUGACAUUGCAGCCUGUGACGAGGAAUGGAGACGCGUGGCUGCGGCCGCAGCAGAAACGCAACGUCUUCUACCUGGUUUAGCGACACCAAUGAGGGCACAAAGUGCACCAUUAGGUGCACCGUUGAUAUUGUCCCCAAGGAUAUCGGUGCCAACAACUGCGGCAUCCUUGCUCAAUGGUUCGGGUCCACCAGGAUCUCUUCUGUCAGCUGGUGAUCCACAUGGACUGAUCUACACACCUUAUGCGGACUACGCCAAUUAUGCUGCAUUAGCAGCCUCGCCACUUCUCACCGAGUACGCCACUGCGGACCAUUCUGGUGCAGCAGCCGCUGCGAAGCAGCGUAGGCACCUGGGUCAGAUUCGUGAGCACCCUUAUCAAAGGGCUGGCGCUCUCUCGUGAAUUCGCAGAGAGCACAGAGAGUACUGUUAACGCCUCCGCGCGGAAAGGCUUGGAGUGCUAACAAUGGAAUCCACUCGUCCCGUGCUAACACCUGGACUCUGGAACAGCAUCCGCGCAUUCGAUCGAAUCAUCAACCAGCCGACACCACCUUCGCCGUCCGCGUCACCAGCCCUGUUCGUCAAGCUUAUCCAUCCUGUAUCCUCUUGAUGUUCAAACAAAUUCGUAUUUUUCGUUAAUAGAUUAGAUAGAUAGUUACACAGAUUAGUUAAUUAGAUAGAUAGAUAAAUAGUUAGAGAGUUAGUUAGUUAGAUAGAUAGAUAAAUCCAUACAUUACAUACAUACAUGCAUAAAUAUUGGAUUGGAAUAAAUGUUUGUAAAGUUUUCCAAUAAACAUAAUACAAACAUUUGUUCCCAUCUAAUACAUUUAUGUAAAAUACAAUCCUUGGUUCUCUUAUCAUGUGAUUGGUAUUCUAAGAGAUAUAUAUAUACAUAUAUUUAUAUAUUUUUAUAUAUUAGGUUGUCCGGAAAUGUUAAACACCUUACUGAUCGGUGCUUUUGAGUGAAAACCGUAGAACGUCGGAGUAGUUUUAUAUACUUAUAUAUAUAAAAUGAGAACCUCCAAAUAAACUUCAAUAUACUUUAUUUACGCAUAAUGCAUCAAAAUUAAUCUUAUUACCGAUCAGCAACGUUCGAUUAUAUCAUAUAUUUAUAAAUAUAUGGUACAAACUUUUCGGGCAACCCAAUAUAUGCAUAUAUAAAUAUACAUACGUUCAAAUCGGGAUAUAUCAUUAAAUCAUUUUUCUCCGUCCGUCCGUCCGCGUCCGAUUAUAAUAUUAUUUAACAUCUUCACAUUAGGAUCUAACGUUCCACCCAUAAAUCUUGCAGCUAUCUCCUGAGAACAAAUUUUCAAUUGAUCUCGUUUGUUAAUUAAAUAACUUCUUUUUUUUUCAAACGGACGAACCCAAUGCAAUUUUUACAUUAUUAUUUUUUUGUUUAUACAUAAACAAUGAUAGUAACAAUAGCAAAAAUAAAACCUCGAAUGUUGGUACUAAAUUAGGAUGUUCGGAUCACUUCUUUUUAUUUUUACUUUACUUUCUUAAAAGAUAGCAAAAUAGUUUCAUAAUAAAUAACACUGAACAAAAAAGGUAAUAUUGGAACGGUUAAACUUGAAUAAUAACGAUGUAGUCGAUGGUCGGUGAACUCUAUUAAAUUCAAUAGGAAAGAAAAAGAAUUAAUAAUAGAUUUAACCACAUAUUAGGAAAAAAAAACAUUGUUUUCCAUGAGCGGCGGCGAGAUUAAUAAAUAUUGGCUUUACAGUACUUACUGCUGCUAAUGUAGCAGCAACAUAAGAAAGCGAGCGACGGUAUAUCAACUUAAAAAGAUAAAGAAAAA
Messenger RNA from Polistes canadensis, 3520 nucleotides. It is a transcript of the gene how, whose product is annotated as protein held out wings. The transcript is spliced from 8 exons. Gene Ontology annotation, cellular component: nucleus. The record is from RefSeq and is a predicted model, not a curated record. Gene Ontology annotation, biological process: regulation of mRNA splicing, via spliceosome. Lineage: Eukaryota; Metazoa; Arthropoda; Insecta; Hymenoptera; Vespidae. Gene Ontology annotation, molecular function: mRNA binding. Bases 1103 to 2128 code for a protein of 341 amino acids.